Aricia agestis (brown argus) is the source of this 1583-nucleotide messenger RNA. RefSeq lists its product as uncharacterized. NCBI's taxonomy places the organism in Eukaryota, Metazoa, Arthropoda, Insecta, Lepidoptera, Lycaenidae. The transcript has 8 exons. The record is from RefSeq and is a predicted model, not a curated record. Bases 176 to 1402 code for a protein of 408 amino acids.
AUGGCCAACACCGCUACUGAUAAGUUUUUAAUUUUUAUUCACACAUACGUGGUAUCAGCACAGAAAACAAUAUAUUUAAGUAUGGUAUCAGUAGGUACUAAAUUCUCUUUACUCAGCUGGUAGGUAUAUUUUAUGUCCACACUAGCCCGGCUCGCAGCGUAGAAUACACGUGGAUAUGGCGGACGCACAGACGUGGUGGCAGUGGCUGGUACUCACAAACGACAUCAAGACGCUAUGGGCAGCGCAGCCGUCGUAUAUGAUCUCGCAAGCUGUCUACAUGCUGGCUGGUCUCAUCACGCUUGUACACGCUUUUAAGAAAGGCGGAAGAUGGCCUUACUUCUGGUUGGGAACCAUGCUGCAUGGGAUUUACGCUGACAAUUUCUGGCACUUCGUUCUUCCGGAUUAUGAUAACUUCUGGCAUUCCCAAACCCCUGUCAUGCUUAUGGGUGCCAGAUUACCUCUUCAUAUUAUACUGCUCUACCCAGCGUUCAUGUACCACGCCGCAUACGCUGUCUCCAAGUUGAAUCUGCCGAGAUACGCGGAGCCAUUUGCUGUGGGCCUACUGACUGUCCUCAUAGAUAUCCCCUACGAUAUCGUCGCCGUGAAGUUUGUCCACUGGACCUGGCACGACACGGACCCCAACAUCUACGACCGACACUACUGGGUGCCAUGGAACUCCUACUACUUCCACGCCACGUUCUCAGCUAGCUUCUACUACCUGUUCAUUGCUAGCAGAGGUUGGUUCGCGCCAAGCGUCGCGCAGUGGACUUCUUCGAAGAAAUCCGCCGAGUGGAAAUCUCUUCUAGUGGCUACACUCUUGGGUAUGCCUGGCGGAGUUCUGGCAUUCGUGCCAAUCUACCACCCUCUACACGACCAACUGAAAAUACACUCUGAAGUCACGUUUUUCCUGCUGUUCGCGAUCUACUCGGUUAUAGUGUUACGUGGACUUCUUAGCGAGCGCGAAAAAAGGAUUGUGAAACUGACUGCUAUAGACUUCGUCCUACUAGCACAGUUGGCUCUACACUACCUCACUUACUGGGCGUUUGUGGUCUUCCUACACCCUGAGAGAGAAUGGUCUACUGGUCUACACGAGCCGGUUGGUCCUUGUAACGAGAAGGCAACCUUGGUCACGCCAUUUGGACAGACCUUGUACAAACGCAAAUACUUUUGCCCGACCGACUACGAUGAAAAGUACUUCGAUUUCAAGUGCGUCGGCAACAAACUACCAGAAAAUGGCUCCACUUGGUACACCAUCUGUGGAAUGCCUUUUGAAAACCGUGCUGAGUACUUAACAGUGAUCUCCACUAUUCUGAUAGUAGCUGGUGGUGUGUUCUACGCUAUAUUCAAACCAUCGCAUACUCCCACCGCGACCCCAGUAUCCAAGAAGCAGAAGACGCGAUAAAGAAGAUCAUAGAGCCCAAAUACAAUUGUUAUGCACUUGUUUUCAUCUCCAGUGUUGUAGAUAUACAUACUAUAUUUACCUUCUAUCAGGUGACUUGUAUGCUCGAUUAUAAAUACCGCUACCUACACAAAUCUGUACAUUUUGUUAUGGUUGAUUUUUUUCUAUUUUCGUUUAUUUAAAU